AUGAAGUUGGUCGAGGAGGAGCAAGUGUUGAAGGAGCAGGAGCUGGAAGCCCAGGAAGCGAUGAGAAGGAAAGAAAUGGAGGAAGAAGAACGCCGUCUAGAAGAAAGAAAAGCGCUGUUGGAAGAACAAGCUCGGUUGCGGCAGCGAAAGCUGCAAGAAGAGAAAGAGUACCAAAAGAGGCAGCAGGUGAUCAGGAUGGAAUCGUUGGAGAAAAGGAACACUAUCGCACGGCAGUUGAGUGCAUGUAGCAGCAAGAGUGAGUCCAUUCCGGACUCGGAGCAACAGAUAGCCCUCUGGUUGCAACAAUGUUCUCCCGAACCCUUCGAGGAUCGAAUUAGCUCGCUGCAGAUUGACGCCGGAGAGGAGGCAGAGCAGCUCGUACAAGACCAACCACCAUCGACUGCAGGCCAACGUCCAUCGUAUCAACGACCUAGAGCUAACCAGGAUUGCCAGGAACCACUGCCGUCCGAACGUGACAACAUCGAAACUCAGCAAGAUAACCAUGAUGUUUUUCGAUCCCGCUUCAACGGUCCGACCCAGCCACCACUACAAGAUGGUCGUAUAUCAGUAUCACGAGCAGAUCACGCUCGGUUUCGAGAUGCAAACAUGCCCUAUCAACAAAAUCCAGGAUCGCGGCAAGCGUAUCAGCCGGAGGGGGCAGCGUUCCAUGGGGCACUUUCUCCCAGCCAAUUAGCAGCCAGGCAGGUGAUGGGGAAAGAACUGCCGAACUUCACUGGCAACCCCGAAGAUUGGCCAAUCUUCAUUUGUAGUUUUGAACAAUCUACAUCAGCAUGUGGGUACAGCGAUGCCGAAAACCUCAUGCGCCUACAGCGAUGCCUAAAAGGACAGGCGUAUGAAUCGGUGCGGAGCAGACUACUCCUCCCCUCGAGUGUCCCACAAGUGAUUAACACGCUUCGUACACUCUACGGCAGACCAGAGCUACUCAUACGAACGCUUAUCGAGAAGGUACGCUGUGCGGCAGCGCCUAGACACGACCGUCUGGAAUCGGUAGUAGAAUUCGGGCUAGUGGUCCAAAAUCUUGUGGACCACCUGAAGGCGGCGAAGCAGUACACCCACUUAUCCAACCCGGUAUUGAUGCAGGAACUUGUGGAGAAGCUCCCCGGUUCGCUAAAACUGGAUUGGGCAGUAUACCGGAGCAGACAGCCGUAUGCGACUUUAGCAACGUUUGGGGACUUCAUGACGGGACUACUGGAUGCGGCAAGUCAAGUAACCUACGAACUGCCGAACGCAACCCGCAACUUCAAAGGUGAACAACGACGCACUAAAGAAAAGGGGCACAUAAACGCUCAUUCGGCAACACCAGCUUCAUCCUUGGAGACGUCGAGCUCAUCACCGAAGUUAAAAAGGGCAGGUAAGACAUGCGCAGCAUGUGAGCGAGAGGGACAUCGUGUGGCAGAAUGUCGUCAAUUCAAAUCAUUGGGUCACGACGAACGGUGGAAAGUUGUUCAAGGAAAAGGAUUGUGCAGCACGUGUUUGAAUAGUCACGGAAAGUGGCCGUGUAGGACUUGGCAAGGAUGUGAUAUUGCUGGCUGCCGCGAAAAACACCAUACACUACUCCAUCCUUCUUCCCUCCACCCUUCCCUGAACGUCUCCGUCAGUAAUAUCACACAAAAUAGUGGGUCUUCACCCAUGUUUCGAGUUCUCCCAGUGGUAUUGCAUGCGGGGGAGCGGAAAGAAGUUGUGUUUGCGUUCAUCGACGAAGGAUCAUCGACUACUCUUUUGGAAAAACAGUCGCUGAUCGGUUGGGUGUAUCUGGACCAGUCGAACCACUAA
This is a messenger RNA of Aedes albopictus (Asian tiger mosquito), 1794 nucleotides long. RefSeq lists its product as uncharacterized. Lineage: Eukaryota; Metazoa; Arthropoda; Insecta; Diptera; Culicidae. The record is from RefSeq and is a predicted model, not a curated record. The transcript has a single exon. The coding region runs from base 1 to 1794 and encodes 597 amino acids.